Salvia miltiorrhiza (redroot sage) is the source of this 956-nucleotide messenger RNA. RefSeq names its product MFP1 attachment factor 1-like. The transcript has a single exon. The record is from RefSeq and is a predicted model, not a curated record. Lineage: Eukaryota; Viridiplantae; Streptophyta; Magnoliopsida; Lamiales; Lamiaceae. Gene Ontology annotation, biological process: lateral root development; mitotic cell cycle. The coding region runs from base 257 to 790 and encodes 177 amino acids.
UUCGGAGUAAAAAGUGUAGUAUAUUAUAGGAUACUAGUUUUUUAAUUUUCAAUAAAAAUACCAUAAACAUUGCAGAUCAAUGGUAUUCAUCUCUCUACAAAGCGAUAAAUUAGAGUAUGAAUCACCGUUUCUCAUCCCUAAAUAAAAAAUAAACAAUAAUAUAAUCUGGAGUAUUUUUUUUAAGGUAUAAAUUGUCUCAUUUAGAGUACCCUUUUUUACAUAUUUUAGUAUUUUUAUUACUCCAAUAAAAGCUUAUAUGUCGGACAAAAUUGAAUCCUCAAAUCAAAAUCCCCAAGCACAAGAUCUUCCGCCCUCAGCCACCACCGCCAUGGCCGAAACCGAGCAAUCGCCACCGAAUGCCACUGCCGCCGCCUCCGACAAAUACUCCAGCGUUUCCUUCAGCAUCUGGCCACCGACUGACCGUACGCGUGAGGCCGUGAAGAACCGCCUCAUUGAGACCCUCUCGUCCCCCUCCAUUCUCUCCAAGCGGUACGGCACCGUUUCGCGCGACGAAGCGGUCGAAGCCGCCAAGAUCAUCGAGCAGGAGGCGUUCGAGGUCGCGGGGAAAGCGGCGUCCACUGAUGACGACGGGAUCGAGAUUUUGCAGGUUUAUUCCAAGGAAAUCAGCAAGCGGAUGCUUGAAACAGUGAAAGCCAGAUCUGGAGAGUCGGCGGCUGCUCCGGGGCCUGCGCCGGCGAUCGACGAGCCGCACAAGGCAGAGGAGGAGGACGCGGGGUCCACCGCGCCGCCGCAGAGUGAGAAAACCGACUCAGUUGCCGAUGAUGAAUGAAUGAGUAACUGAAAUAUUAUUAAAUUUUCCCUUUAAUUUCUAUUGUCUAAUUUUGCUAGUGAUAUCACGUCGAUGUUUUAUUAUGUUGAGAUUGGGAUCUUCUUGGUAUUACUAUUAUGUGGGUGCUUUGUGCUAAAUAUAUAUUAGUUUAUUUAGCUCUUUAUCA